UGUUGGUUUGUGGUAGUGGCGUUGAGCGGGUGUGUCUUUCGUUGCGAGUCUCCUGUAGUGAUUCUCAGCGAUUAAACAUCGGCCCGUUUGAGUGAUUCACGGUGCAAGACCGAAAUCAUCAUCCAGAUCAGCUACCAAACAAACCCCGAGUUCUUGACAGAAAGUCUGAAAACCAAACUGACGUCAUGAUUGAGCAUCUUCCACUGGGCGUUGACCCCGAGACAUCGGCUGCCAAAAUGGAGAACGACAAGAAGAAGAAAGUGAAAGAGACAAAGAAGAAAAAGAAGAGCAAGGUUGCUUUGUUCACCAGAGCGGCCUUGAGAUGGUUCUGCUUCUCUCCCAGUGAUGAGCCGUUCAGAUUCCCAUCCUCUGAUGGUAAAUGAUGCUUUUGGCAUCUACAGUAGAUGUUUCAGACUGUAAUGUUAUGAAUAAACUGUAUAUUUACUGCCCUGAUCUGGAGUUUAACAUGAAACUGACGGUGUGUGUGUGCAAACUGCAAUCAUCUGUCUUCUAACAGAUAAUGAGGUCUAUGAGAAGAGGAUGGUGGAGGAAGAGGAACUGAAGGAGAUGAAGCAGGAGGAAAAGGAGGAGGUGGAGAAGGAGGUGAAAGUGAAAGAGAGGAAGAAGAAGAAAAAGAAGAGCAAGGUUGCUUCGUUCACCAGAGCGGCCUUGAGAUGGUUCUGCUUCUCUCCCAGUGAUGAGCCGUUCAGAUUUCCUUCCUCUGAUGGUAAAUGAUGCUUUUGGCAUCUACAGUAGAUGUUUCAGACUGUAAUGCUGUGAAUCUGGAGUUUACCAUGAAACUGACGGUGUGUAUGUGCAAACUGCAAUCAUCUGUCCUCUAACAGAUUAUGAGGUCUAUGAGAAGAGGAUGGUGGAGGAGGAGGAACUGAAGGAGAUGAAGCAGGAGGAGGAGGAGGUGGUGAUGACGGAGGAGGAGGAGGUUGUGAUGACUGAGAAAGUGAACGAUAACACGAAGGAAGAGAAGACAGAGGAGGAGGUCAAGAAAAGAAAGGAGGAGGAGAUAAGCAGCCAGCUGUCAGAGGAGUUCUGGAGAAUGAAAUUGAGGGAGGAGGAGAAGGAAAGUGUGGUGGAGGAAAAUGAGGAAUUAAAACCCAUUGAAAAAGCGGAAGUGGAGGACAUGGAGAAAGACAAAGUGAAGAAGAAGACAAAGAGGAGAAGGAGGCCGAGGAGAAACCGCAGGGUGGAGGAGGAGGUGAAAGGACAGGAAAGUGAGGAGGUGGAAAAGAGCAUGGAGGAGAAAGAGACAAUAACUGACAUCGUAAGAAAGGAGGAGGUGGAGGAGAGGGUGGCGAACAGGAGGAGGAUGACCACAUGGACAGUUGACAGCUUGAAAGAGGAGUUGAACAGAAAGUUCCCGAUACACAAGCAGCACAUGUGGCCCAACAACAGACCUGCCUCCAAGGCCCAGGCUGCACGGCGGGGGAAAAACCGCCAUAUUCUGUUAUGGGGACAGAGAAACGUGUAGAACUCAAUAAAGUUGUGUUGAACAAAA
Molecule: messenger RNA, 1513 nt
Organism: Danio rerio (zebrafish)
Lineage: Eukaryota; Metazoa; Chordata; Actinopteri; Cypriniformes; Danionidae
Source: RefSeq, a predicted model, not a curated record